Molecule: messenger RNA, 4988 nt
Organism: Pan troglodytes (chimpanzee)
Lineage: Eukaryota; Metazoa; Chordata; Mammalia; Primates; Hominidae
Gene: ACTN4
Product: actinin alpha 4
Exons: 21
Coding region: 1727-3871 (714 amino acids)
Molecular function (GO): protein binding; calcium ion binding
Source: RefSeq, a predicted model, not a curated record
CGCGGGCGGAGGGCGGGCUGAAGCAGCUGAAGCGGCGGUAGCGGCGGCGGCUCGGGCAGAGGGGCGGGAGCUGAGGCGGGAGCGAACAGGCUGGUGGGCGAGCGAGAGGCGGCGGAAUGGUGGACUACCACGCGGCGAACCAGUCGUACCAGUACGGCCCCAGCAGCGCGGGCAAUGGCGCUGGCGGCGGGGGCAGCAUGGGCGACUACAUGGCCCAGGAGGACGACUGGGACCGGGACCUGCUGCUGGACCCGGCCUGGGAGAAGCAGCAGCGCAAGACCUUCACGGCGUGGUGCAACUCCCACCUGCGGAAGGCAGGCACACAGAUCGAGAACAUUGAUGAGGACUUCCGAGACGGGCUCAAGCUCAUGCUGCUCCUGGAGGUCAUAUCAGGGGAGCGGUUACCUAAGCCGGAGCGGGGGAAGAUGAGAGUGCACAAAAUCAACAAUGUGAACAAAGCGCUGGACUUUAUUGCCAGCAAAGGUGUCAAGCUGGUCUCCAUCGGGGCAGAAGAGAUUGUGGACGGCAACGCAAAGAUGACCCUGGGAAUGAUCUGGACCAUCAUCCUUAGGUUCGCCAUCCAGGACAUCUCCGUGGAAGAGACCUCGGCCAAGGAAGGGCUCCUUCUCUGGUGCCAGAGAAAAACAGCCCCGUAUAAGAACGUCAAUGUGCAGAACUUCCACAUCAGCUGGAAGGAUGGUCUUGCCUUCAAUGCCCUGAUCCACCGGCACAGACCAGAGCUGAUUGAGUAUGACAAGCUGAGGAAGGACGACCCUGUCACCAACCUGAACAAUGCCUUCGAAGUGGCUGAGAAAUACCUCGACAUCCCCAAGAUGCUGGAUGCAGAGGACAUCGUGAACACGGCCCGGCCCGACGAGAAGGCCAUAAUGACCUAUGUGUCCAGCUUCUACCAUGCCUUUUCAGGAGCGCAGAAGGUACCGAGCAGGGCCAGGCAGGCCCUCCUCGCCGCCACCGCGCAAUGCCGCCGCUGCCUCUCGCCUCCCGUGCUCACCUCAUUUCUCUUGCAGACGGCAGUGGCCUCUCUCCAACUGGAAGCCACCCCCAGCUCCCUGGCGUUGCUGCCCCCUCAGCCUUAGCUCACACACCUAUUGGGUACCUCAUCUGUGCCAGGCUUUUCCAGGCAUUGAGGAUGCCCUGGUGACUGAGUCAGACAAGGUCCCUGUUCUCAGGGCACUUCCAUGCUAGUGGGAGAAACAUACAGCAGGCCUGUCACAGGAGUGGAAUAGAGAAAAUGGGGCCAGAUGGGGGACAGAGAUGGCUGGGGUGACCUUCAGCUGGUGCUGUCAAUGUGGAGGGGUGAAGUGAGCAGGUACUUGCAGCAGGAGCUGCUAGAUGCAGGCUGGGGCACAGGUGUUCCAGGCAGAGGGUGAAGCACUAUGAAGGCCCUGAGACAGGAAGAAGCUUGGCGUAUUCAGGGACCAGCUAGAGAGGAGUGAGUGACAAGCAGUGAUGGGUCAGGCCCAACAAGACCCUUGUGGUGUGGGAUAAGAAAUUCGUGUUCCACUCUGAGGGCCAUGGGAGCCCCUUAGGGUCUUACUCCAUGGUGGGAGCUGCUCACUCACAUUUUCAGACAGAUCAUUUAGCAACUGACUCCUCCAACCCAAAACAAAGCUGCCUUUAUAGGGCCCACAGCUAGUCUGUCUCCAGCCCAGGCCGGUUAGAAAAGGAAUGCACCCCAUUCGGACUCCACAAAACCCCGCAAGGCAUGUCCACGCAGGCCUGGGGCUGGCUUCCAGUCCAGAGCAAGCGCUCUUCCUCCCGCAUGAGCCUCAGGCCGGCCCGGCCGCCCUCCCUGCGUCUUUCACUCUCUCCUGCCUCUCUCUCUCUUUCUCUCUCUCUCUGUGCAGAUAUUGUGGGCACUCUGAGGCCAGAUGAGAAGGCCAUCAUGACUUACGUGUCCUGCUUCUACCACGCUUUCUCGGGGGCUCAGAAGGCUGAAACUGCCGCCAACCGGAUCUGUAAGGUGCUGGCUGUCAACCAAGAGAACGAGCACCUGAUGGAGGACUACGAGAAGCUGGCCAGCGACCUCCUGGAGUGGAUCCGGCGCACCAUCCCCUGGCUGGAGGACCGUGUGCCCCAAAAGACUAUCCAGGAGAUGCAGCAGAAGCUGGAGGACUUCCGCGACUACCGGCGUGUGCACAAGCCGCCCAAGGUGCAGGAGAAGUGCCAGCUGGAGAUCAACUUCAACACGCUGCAGACCAAGCUGCGCCUCAGCAACCGGCCCGCCUUCAUGCCCUCCGAGGGCAAGAUGGUCUCGGACAUCAACAAUGGCUGGCAGCACUUGGAGCAGGCUGAGAAGGGCUACGAGGAGUGGCUGCUGAAUGAGAUCCGCAGGCUGGAGCGGCUCGACCACCUGGCAGAGAAGUUCCGGCAGAAGGCCUCCAUCCACGAGGCCUGGACUGACGGGAAGGAAGCCAUGCUGAAGCACCGGGACUACGAGACGGCCACACUAUCGGACAUCAAAGCCCUCAUUCGCAAGCACGAGGCCUUCGAGAGCGACCUGGCUGCGCACCAGGACCGCGUGGAGCAGAUCGCCGCCAUUGCCCAGGAGCUCAACGAGCUGGAUUACUACGACUCCCACAAUGUCAACACCCGGUGCCAGAAGAUCUGUGACCAGUGGGACGCCCUCGGUUCUCUGACACAUAGUCGCAGGGAAGCCCUGGAGAAAACAGAGAAGCAGCUGGAGGCCAUCGACCAGCUGCACCUGGAAUACGCCAAGCGCGCGGCCCCCUUCAACAACUGGAUGGAGAGCGCCAUGGAGGACCUCCAGGACAUGUUCAUCGUCCAUACCAUCGAGGAGAUUGAGGGCCUGAUCUCAGCCCAUGACCAGUUCAAGUCCACCCUGCCGGACGCCGAUAGGGAGCGCGAGGCCAUCCUGGCCAUCCACAAGGAGGCCCAGAGGAUCGCUGAGAGCAACCACAUCAAGCUGUCGGGCAGCAACCCCUACACCACCGUCACCCCGCAGAUCAUCAACUCCAAGUGGGAGAAGGUGCAGCAGCUGGUGCCAAAACGGGACCACGCCCUCCUGGAGGAGCAGAGCAAGCAGCAGUCCAACGAGCACCUGCGCCGCCAGUUCGCCAGCCAGGCCAACGUUGUGGGGCCCUGGAUCCAGACCAAGAUGGAGGAGAUCGGGCGCAUCUCCAUUGAGAUGAACGGGACCCUGGAGGACCAGCUGAGCCACCUGAAGCAGUAUGAACGCAGCAUCGUGGACUACAAGCCCAACCUGGACCUGCUGGAGCAGCAGCACCAGCUCAUCCAGGAGGCCCUCAUCUUCGACAACAAGCACACCAACUAUACCAUGGAGCACAUUCGCGUGGGCUGGGAGCAGCUGCUCACCACCAUUGCCCGCACCAUCAACGAGGUGGAGAACCAGAUCCUCACCCGCGACGCCAAGGGUAUCAGCCAGGAGCAGAUGCAGGAGUUCCGGGCGUCCUUCAACCACUUCGACAAGGAUCAUGGCGGGGCACUGGGGCCCGAGGAGUUCAAGGCCUGCCUCAUCAGCCUGGGCUACGACGUGGAGAACGACCGGCAGGGUGAGGCCGAGUUCAACCGCAUCAUGAGCCUGGUCGACCCCAACCAUAGCGGCCUUGUGACCUUCCAAGCCUUCAUCGACUUCAUGUCGCGGGAGACCACCGACACGGACACGGCCGACCAGGUCAUCGCUUCCUUCAAGGUCCUGGCAGGGGACAAGAACUUCAUCACAGCUGAGGAGCUGCGGAGAGAGCUGCCCCCCGACCAGGCUGAGUACUGCAUCGCCCGCAUGGCGCCAUACCAGGGCCCUGAUGCCGUGCCCGGCGCCCUCGACUACAAGUCCUUCUCCACGGCCUUGUAUGGCGAGAGCGACCUGUGAGGCCCCAGAGAGACCCGACCCAACACCCCCCAUGGCCUCCAGGAGGGGCCUGGGCAGCCCCACAGUCCCGUUCCUCCACUCUGUAUCUAUGCAAAGCACUCUCUGCAGUCCUCCGGGGUGGGUGGGUGGGCAGGGAGGGGCUGGGGCAGGCUCUCUCCUCUCUCUCUCUGUGGGUUGGCCAGGAGGUUCCCCCGACCAGGUUGGGGAGACUUGGGGCCAGCGCUUCUGGUCUGGUAAAUAUGUAUGAUGUGUUGUGCUUUUUUAACCAAGGAGGGGCCAGUGGAUUCCCACAGCACAACCGGUCCCUUCCAUGCCCUGGGGAUGCCUCACCACACCCAGGUCUCUUCCUUUGCUCCGAGGUCCCUUCAAGGCCUCCCCAAUCCAGGCCAAAGCCCCAUGUGCCUUGUCCAGGAACUGCCUGGGCCAUGCGAGGGGCCAGCAGAGGGCGCCACCGCCACCUGACGGCUGGGGACCCACCCAGCCCCUCUCCCCUCUCUGCUCCAGACUCACUUGCCAUUGCCAGGAGAUGGCCCCAAUAAGCACCCCGCUUUUGCAGCAGAGGAGCUGAGUUGGCAGACCGGGCCCCCCUGAACCGCACCCCAUCCCACCAGCCCCGGCCUUGCUUUGUCUGGCCUCACGUGUCUCAGAUUUUCUAAGAACCAAAAAAAAAAAAAAGGAAAAAAAACACAAAACAACAAAAACCAAAAAAAAAAAAAUCACAAAAACAAAAAAACUAUAAAAAAGAAUUAAAAACUUACUUUCAGAGAAUUACUAUUUACUUUAUUAACUUACGGAUUUAUUAUAUAAAUAUAUAUUCACCUAGCAACAUAUCUCUGCCGUCUCUCCUGCUCUCAUAAUGAAGACAUAGCCGAUUCUCUGCCCGGGCCCCUUGCUGAUGCUCCUCCGGGUCUGCGUCGGGUGUGGGUCUCUGGGGACCCUCCAGAGGUGGAGGUGGGCUGAUGGCCUGGCUGCCUGGUGGUUGAUGGUUUUGCUCCCCCUACCUUUUUUUUUUUUUUUUUUUUUUUGAGUUUAUUCUGAUUGAUUUUUUUUUCUUGGUUUCUGGAUAAACCACCCUCUGGGGACAGGAUAAUAAAACAUGUAAUAUUUUUAAGAAGGA